Molecule: messenger RNA, 754 nt
Organism: Dromiciops gliroides (monito del monte)
Lineage: Eukaryota; Metazoa; Chordata; Mammalia; Microbiotheria; Microbiotheriidae
Product: lymphocyte antigen 6H-like
Exons: 4
Coding region: 75-461 (128 amino acids)
Cellular component (GO): plasma membrane
Source: RefSeq, a predicted model, not a curated record
AAUCCAGGGCUGGUGCUUUAUCUACUGUGCCUCCUAGCUGCCCCCAUGGAUUGAGGUGGAGACAGCAGAGAACCAUGGAGAUUCUCCUCUAUGUUUUGCUGGGAACCCUGUUGUUUGUGGAGUCUGCUCACUGCUUGCAGUGUUUAUCCUGUGCUGGGGUCAAUGACUUAAGCUCAUGUCGGCCUAAGACUUGUACAGCUGAGGAAACCAUCUGUGCCAAGGCCGUGCUGACUUCACAACUUGGGCCUCCAGUGAAAACCUAUACCAUGAACUGUGCUACUUCCUGUGACGAGGUUAAAGAGACAGUUUUGGAGAUUAUACCUCAAGGAUUCAGUGGGGAUGUGUCCUGUUGCAACACUGAUCUGUGUAAUGGUGUGGGUGGGAUCAGGGGCAGCCCCUGGGCCCUGGCAGGGGCCCUCAUCCUCAGCCUGAUACCUGCCCUUCUCUGGGCUGGGCUGUGAGAACAUUCCUUCCUCACCAGCCUCUUCUCACUAGACCUUCCUUUUGGUAUGGAGCCCAGGAAGCUAGUGCUUCUGUUAUGGUCCACCUCAGCCCAGCCUUUGGGUUGAGAGCUUUGGCAUUUCUCCUGAGGAGAGCUUGGGGUUGUGAAAGGAAUGACAGAAACCUCUAGACUGAAGAUCUCUGAGGCAAACAUUUCUCAGAGCUGAACAUUAGCUGAACUCUGUCCCUUGGUAUGUCUUAACCUCCCUAGCAAUGGCAUCAUAACAUAUAAAUAAACUUAUGAAUAAAUGUA